AUGGACGCAGCACUCGCCACAGAACCCAUUCCCAAGAAGCGCGGACGGCCGAGGAAGGUGGUGAGCGAUGAUGCGCCGACGGUUGAGCCCAAGAAAAGCGUGAGGAAGGCGAGCACGAAGACCGCAGCGGCGGCGAAGGAAGAGGCACCGAAGAAGGUUGCGAAAGCGACAAAGACUCCGGCGAAGGCUACGACCAAGACCACCGCGACAAAAGCCACAAAAGCCACGAAAGCUGCUACAGCACCGAAAACAGCCUCCGCACCCAAAUCUGCACCAUCGGCGAAAAUCCCAAGUGCGACCAAGACGGAGCAGAAGGUCAUCGAGACGCCGAAGGUAGAGGACAAGCCUACACCUGUCACACCCUCGACGAGCAAGAUAUUAGAGGAGGUCUACAAGACAGGCACAGUAAAACCACCAGCCACUGGACCAGCUCCAGAAAAUGAGGUCAUGCUGCCCACAGGCGGCGUUGCCAAUGUAACCAUGGAACAGCCCAUACAUACUCCUCCCACGUUAUCGGAAACAGUCCCAGAAGUCCAACUGCCAACACUCACGCCAUCUGCCUCCUCCGCGCCGCAGCCCUCGCCCACACCCACAGCCAUACCACCCACGUCCUCGACGUCAUCACAACCCCGCCACCUCGCCCAUCCAUCCCUCGAUCCACCCCGGCAACCCCAACCUCAACCGCGAAACCCUCCCACCAAAACCCACCUCCCUCCCGCGGAAACCAACAACAAUCCCCUUCCCACACACCCACUCAACCCCUCGAAACCCGCCCAUCCUCGCCCGAAACCCAUAUCGCCCGAAGAGCUCGAGAAAGCCGCGAAUGAGCGGCACAUCAACGAGGGCCGCAUGCCGCCCAAAUACAAGGGCGCCGCGCGCCGCGUGACGACGAUUCUUGUGGGCAUACCGGUCAUACUGGUGGUGGGAUGGGAUCUGUACAAGAGGUACGAUGCCGAGAUACGGACCAAGUUUGACGUGGAAGGAAAGCGCGUAGAUUCGUAA
Molecule: messenger RNA, 1002 nt
Organism: Didymosphaeria variabile
Lineage: Eukaryota; Fungi; Ascomycota; Dothideomycetes; Pleosporales; Didymosphaeriaceae
Exons: 1
Coding region: 1-1002 (333 amino acids)
Source: RefSeq, a predicted model, not a curated record